AACAACAUCUCACAAGUAUCCCAUCUACCAUCAUGUCCGGCACAGAAAGAAUCAAGGAUAAAUUGAACUCGCUACGCACAGAGGCAGACAACGCCGUUCUGCGUGCAGAGGAGGCGGAAGCAAAGAACAAGAAGUACGAGCAGCUGCUCCUCGAGAAGGAGCAAGAGAUCACAUCGCUUCAGCACAAACUAUCACAGCUGGAUGCGGAACUCGAGAAGGCUGAGGAGAAAGUUGCGGAGUACAAGACUGCCAACGUUGAUGGGGAACAAACAAAGAUGACGAGCGAGGGGCUCCAGAGGAAAGUGCAGCUUUUGGAGGAGGAGCUUGAUGUGGCUGAGAAGAACGUCAAAGAGACAGUUGAGAGGUUGAGACAAGUAGACGUCAAGGCUGAGCACUUUGAACGCCAGGUGCAGCGUCUUGAACAAGAGCGAGAUUUGUGGGAGAAGAAGUACGAGGAAUCGGAAGCCAAGUACAAGAAAUCACAGGCAGAACUGGCGGAGCUCGAGGCGAGCAUGCAGGACCUGUGAUCUCAUCGCGACAUCAUCAUAUCGCGCACCUUCCGCGUACCCAACCUCCCCUUUUGUAUAGUUUACUUUGGAUCUGAUCAUGAAAUAAUGUCUUUUGGAACG
Molecule: messenger RNA, 629 nt
Organism: Laccaria bicolor S238N-H82
Lineage: Eukaryota; Fungi; Basidiomycota; Agaricomycetes; Agaricales; Hydnangiaceae
Product: actin filament-coating protein tropomyosin
Exons: 4
Coding region: 33-527 (164 amino acids)
Source: RefSeq, a predicted model, not a curated record